Messenger RNA from Dreissena polymorpha, 5602 nucleotides. RefSeq lists its product as uncharacterized. Gene Ontology annotation, cellular component: SCF ubiquitin ligase complex. NCBI's taxonomy places the organism in Eukaryota, Metazoa, Mollusca, Bivalvia, Myida, Dreissenidae. The record is from RefSeq and is a predicted model, not a curated record. Gene Ontology annotation, biological process: SCF-dependent proteasomal ubiquitin-dependent protein catabolic process. Bases 191 to 2875 code for a protein of 894 amino acids. The transcript has 8 exons. Gene Ontology annotation, molecular function: protein binding.
AAGCGCAUAAAUCUGUGACGUAGUUCACACUUCCUGUGAACUGAAGAAAAUGACAAUAAUCUUUGAGUUAGGGCAUUUAAUAUUUGUGACCUGAAUAUGUCACCUUUUAAAAGGUACAUGGAUCAAACAAUCUUAGAGCUUGUGAGUAACACAACAUACAUGUACCAUAGAAGUUCAAGAUCAGAAAGUAAUGCUUAGACAACCUGUAAAGGAACUGUUUAUCAAUCAACGUGAAGGUGAAGCAGAAGCACAUUACACCAUGGAACCAUUUGAUAAGUAUACAGAUACACAUUUCUAUGGCUCUGUUGAACAGUCUAAUGAAACUGUGCAAAAUGCUACAGAAAUUGCUGUAGAUGACAGUAUUACCUGUACUAGUAUUCAUUUUGAAGAUUCAAGAAUGUUUAGACCAACAUUGCUAGCUCUAAAAAAGGAAUCAAAUCAUGAAGUAAAUCUUCACUCUGAACAACAUAAUGACUUAACUUCAGAAAAGACAAAAAACAGUACGCAAGAGCAUGUGCUGGUAAAGUUAAUUGAAGAAGACAAAUUAGAUGUUUAUGUCCACACAAAUGUUGCUAAUUCAGCAGAAAUUGACCCUUGCUGUUCCUCAAAGCAAAUGGAUGAAAGGUUACUAAAUGAACACACUGAAGGAGUUGACAAAAACAUGCUUGAGGCUUCUGCAAUUUAUGGAAAUGACAAAUCUGCAAUUGCUAAAAUGGGAGAAGCCACAAUUUUUCCAAUUGCAAUAUUAGAAAGCAGACAGGCUGAAAAGCGAACAACUUCUUCUGAAAGAUCAUUGAUAUUACCCAUCUCUUAUAUUUCUGACGAGGAGGAAAAUUCUGGCAAGAAAUCUAAACGCGUUUGCCAAGAACAUCAUUGCAAAAAUUACCAUACCAAAUGUUCUUUGAUUUGUGACUCUUUUAAAACUGGGGAGAGUGAAAGAAUAGUGACCAAAGUGGAGGAAAAAAAGUUGUCAUGGCCUAAUGACAUGCUUGCUGGGGAAGUACAGGCUAUGGCUGAAACCCAGUAUCAAAAAGAGAGAACAAUGGAGGAUAUUGAGAGAGGAAUUUCUGGCAAUGUAGUGGAGCAUAAUUUGGAUGAUAAUGAUGAAAGGCAAAAGCAAAGUGUUCAAAAUAUGCCUAUGGAUACAUCAGAGUUUAACAAUUGCAGAAGAAGUGUUUGUGAUGAGAUUGAAGAAGAGUUUUCAGGGGCAGAGUGUGAUAUGUAUGUUGAUUUAGAUGUACUAAAAAACUGUGGUAGUGGCACUAUGUGUAGUGAUGAUGAUCUUGGACAAACUUUUGCCAAUUUUUAUGAUGGAAUUACAGCUGCUGAACCUUCAGAUGAGGCAGUAUUAACUUUAACAGACUCCUCUUCCUUUCAGCAUACUGAACAUGCCAAAAUUAAAUGUGAGAUAUCUGAUACAGAACCCAAAUCCGGGUCUGGAAAUAUAUUACUUACUGAUUCUGGAUUUAUUGAAAUAUAUUCCAGCUCACCAAGUAAUGACAGUUUAGAGAUAAGUUCAAACGCGUGUCAAAAUCAAACAAGUGUUGGUGAAAUUGUUAACCCUGACUGCACAAAUAGCGAUUAUGGAAUUGAAGAGUCAUGUUCUAGUUAUAAGAAUGAUUCAAAAAGUGUGGGAUUAGCACAUAUUGGUCGACUAUCAUGUAAUGACCCCACCUCGAGUGCUCACUAUUGUAAAAAUGAUGAGUCUACGGAAUGUGAGGGUAACAUAAAUGCACACAUAAUUGGCCUACACUACCCCCUGCUGAUUCAGAUCUUAUCGCACCUUAGUGUCUAUACUUUGUUAAGAGUGGUGCCCCGCGUUUGUCGGUUCUGGAACCAGGCAUCAAGGGAUCGCGACCUCUGGGUCAAUAUAAACAUCCGUAACCAGCUACGACUUGAUGAUGGCGAUUUGAUACAGUUACUGUCCAGGACGGCUGGUCACACUCGGCAUCUCAAUGUGUCUGACUGUCGCUUGCUGUCAGACGUGGCAGUGCAGCAUGUGUUGUCCACCAAUCCAGCACUUGUCACCCUUAAACUGAUCAGGUGUUACAAUCUUACGGAUGAGGCUUUCAAUGUGACACAAAACACCCACCACACAGGUUUGAAGAAUGUGUAUCUGGAUGGAUGUAGUCGCUUAACAGAUACUGCUGUUGAGAGGGUCUCAAACCUGUUCCCCAACCUUGAGUGUCUUCACCUGAACCAGUGCACAAAGGUCACGGACGAAGCAAUUAAACUGCUGGCCAACAACUGUCCUCGACUGACAGUACUCCAGUUGGAUCACUGCUUACUGGUGACAGAUGCUGGUCUUGCCCAUAUAGCGAAACAGUGUCACAACAUGCAGAACAUGAAUUUGAUGUCAUGUGGGAUCACAGAUGACUGUGGGAUACACAUUGCCAAGAUUAUGACUCUGACCCACCUUGACCUGUCCAAUCUCCCGAGAAUCUCGCCGGGGACAGUGGUGUUCAUAGCCCGGCACUGCAGCCUCAUCCAGUGCCUGAACGUGUCCCUGAACAUGGCGAUAGGUGAUCAAUGUGUAGAACAGGUCGUCAUUGCCCUUCCGCGACUGAAGCGUCUGUAUUGCGUCUGCUGUUCCAUUUCAGAUGCAGGUCUUGAAGCCAUUGCCAAGCACUGUACCUGUCUGGAGUCACUGGACAUCGGGUGGUGCCAGUCGGUCACAGACCCUGGCAUUAGAGUGGUCUCCCUUGCUUGUAAAAUACUUGAGUACUUCGGGUUGAUUCGGUGCGACCAAAUCACUUCGGAAACCAUAGAUGAACUCGUAGUGGAACAUCCUCAUAUUAACUAUUCUACGUUUCUUUUAGACUCAAAACGACUGUUUGAAAAGGCACGUAGAGAAGGAUAUAAGUUUGAUAAAUGACUUGAUGGUGAACUUGGUUGUGAAAUAAAAGUUAGAGUUUGGUAUUGAAACCUAGAGAAAAUGGUGUAUUUAUUUCUUUAAGAUUCUAAUAUUUAUUGGAGAGAGUGAAUUAAGGAAGAGUAUAGUUUUGAGAUGAAAGUUUGGCCAUGAUACAAGUAUAGAAUGUAACACCUUGACUAACAGAAAAUGACAUACUUUUUCUCUUGAAUUCUGAAAUCUAUGCAGAGAGUGCAUGUUAAGUGACGAUUUGACAUGGAAUCUUUGGCAGUGAUGCACCAAAACUAUUGCAGUGUAAAAUGUAAUUCUUCAAGAGUAGUUUGAUCUGAUUAUCUGUGUAAGAACUACAGAAAGUGAAAAUAACCAGCUUGUGGUUGAAUAUUCUUUCAUUAACUAAUUCUUUAUACUUUUCGAUAGAAAAAUGUUGUUGAACAUGGUCAUGGAAACUUGACAAUAGGAACAAUACUUGUGAAAUACUAUCGGACAAGGUCAUGUGAUACUGGGAAGUAAGGCACACAUAAUAAUUAUAUCUUUUAAGUUAUGCUGUUUAUUUGUGUAUUUUACAUUUAUAAAAGUGUUUUUGAACUGUGUGAUAUCAGGUUAGGCUUGUUUUCUUUCUUCAUGUGGCUCUUAUUAAAUGCCCCUUGGCCCUCGAGAGAAUUUUUUCAAAAUAAUGCAAAUUUAAUUUCAAGUUCAGCAUAAGCAUUUCAUCCUCUUUCUUCGUUUUGUUGAUAAUUUUUCCCUCAAAAACAUAGGGCUAAGCCCUUUCCCCCAAGUCAAUAAAAAACGCCAUGUAAAACCUUCUGUCAAUAAUAUAUUUCUGUUUCUUACCUCCUACUGAAUACUUUUUUAUAAAGUACUUAUUAAGCACACAUUUUUGUUUACUUAUCCAGAUCACUUUGUUUGCUUAGCAUAGUUUCCAUUCUCCUGGAAAUAUUAAUUUACCGACAACAUUGUAUUUGGACAGUGAGAAACCAUAUGGCUAAUAAUAUAUCACUUAUUUGUAUAAAAAAAAAGGUAAUUAUGACCUUUGUUACCCAUCAAAUCCUUACCGGCAAAGGCCCAAUCGAAAAGCUUUAACCAACAUGAACCAUCAUGGACAUCUGUUUACUUUUUAGCUCAUUUGAGCACAACAUACUAAUUGUGUGCUUUUUUAUUUAUUUUUGUCUGUUGUACGUCGUUAAUAUUUGUCUUUUAAAUUCUCUUCAGGCCAUUUUUUACCUCAUUUAUAACAUGAAACUUUGUGAGAAUAUUUGUCAUAAAUAUACCUUGGUUGUGUUCAAAACUGGAUCAUGAGGUAUACAAAAACUAGGUCACAGGGCCAAUUUAAAGAAAAUCUUUAACACUCUAGAUGCCACAUUGAAUUCCCAAUCAAUAUGAAACUUGGACAGGAGAUUUUUCUUGACUCGUCUGAGUUCGACACUGGGUAAAAAAUAAAGUUAUAAUUUAUAAAAAAAGCUACUGAAUACCUAGGCCACAUUUAAUGCCUUAUAUUCAUGAAAUUUGGAACAUUUUAUCUGAAAGAUGACUCAUUCAAAUCUGGAUCCCAUGGAGUCAUAGACUAGGUCACAUCUUGAAACUUGGUCAGAACAUUUGUUAUCUCAUUUGGGUUUUAAAAUGGGUCACCUGGGGCCAAAAGGUUGGGUCAUUAUGUUAUAUGUUUAAAAAGGUUGUAACACAGAGGAGACCAAAUUUGUUUUUCUCCAUUAACCUUGAUAUGCACAUAUCUCACUUGAGAUUAACACUGGAUCACGUGAGAUCCAAAACUAGGUCACUAGGUCAAAUGAAAGAAAAAGCUUCAGAACACUCCAGAGAAAACAUGUGAUGCCCAGUCUUCACUAAACUUUGUCAAAUAAUGUUGUUUCAUGGAUAUUUAGGCGAGUUUAAAGCUGGGUCAUGUGGAAUCAGAAACUAUGUAUUAUGGUUUGAUUAAGCAAAAAGCUUAUUUACACUAGAGACCACAUUUAUUACACAAUCUGUGUGGUACUGUGUCAGAGUAUUUGUCUCAAUGAUAUCUCAACUGACUUUGAAACUGGGUCAGGUGGGGUCAAAAACAAGUUUGUUUGGUCAAUUUAUAGGAAAAGCUUAGUAAUACUAUAGCAACCAUAUUUAUUGUUUACUCGUAGAGACUUUUUCAGGAUAUCUGUUCAUAUGAUGUUCAAAAUGUGGUUAAUGUGGGGCAAAAUACUCAAGUCUUCAGGUCAAAUUAACGAAAAAUCUUGUAAACAUUCAAGGAGCCUCGUUUAAUGCCCAAUGUUCAGGAAACUUGGCCAGUAUAUUUAUCAAUGAAAGCUGGACUGAGUUCAAAACUGGGUCAGAUGGGGUCAAAUACUAUCCCACAAGGUCAAAUGAUAGAAAAUGCCCGUGAACACUUGAUUGCACAAAUAUUUGUAUUUCGCAGCUAAGUGAGAGGUGCUACAAGGCUGUUAUGUUUUCCUUAUAUUUUUUCCACUUAUCAUGUAACUUGCUAAAAACAUGGAUGAAUUGUCUUGUUAUGAUAUCUUAGCAUGGUUUGUUCAAAAAUAAGGAUUUUAGCAGUUUUUCCUUUGAAUUGUACUGUAAGACCUUGUGGACAGUAAAUCCAAAGAACAGUUUAGCUCUUUGGGGUCUCAGGUGAGCACCUUUGUAUUUAAUUUGUAUUUGUUACUGAAGUGCUGCUGUUGUUAUUGUUGACAUGUUACUGGUGAAUUUAUGUAUUUGUUGAAAUGCUUAAUUAUAUUGUUGAUGUUU